Molecule: messenger RNA, 5689 nt
Organism: Melanotaenia boesemani (Boeseman's rainbowfish)
Lineage: Eukaryota; Metazoa; Chordata; Actinopteri; Atheriniformes; Melanotaeniidae
Product: overexpressed in colon carcinoma 1 protein
Exons: 6
Coding region: 267-455 (62 amino acids)
Source: RefSeq, a predicted model, not a curated record
GCCUCUCUCAAUGCUUUCACUUCACACUGAACUCUCCGUUGCAUUGCACAGAGGAUAGACACAGGACUCAUCACAGAAGAGAGCAAUAUACGACCAAAGGGGAUUCCUGUGAGGCAUCUCUUCGACCUUCCCUCUUUUCCUCUGUUAUCCUUCCCCCGCUUCCCCCUCUUUUCCCCAAUGUGUUGUGGGUCUCCCUUUUUUCCUUCUCAUCUUUCCACUUUCUAAGUGUCUCCGCUCUGCUUGGACAGUGGCUGCAUCGAUGCAAAAUGGGUUGUGGCAAUUCCUCAGCCACCAGCACCUCAGGAGGGGGGCCAGCAGAAGCCUCCAAAGAAGUGACAGAAGAUCCAUUGGCAGAAGAUGAGAAAAGGAGGAACUAUGGAGGUGUGUAUGUAGGUCUGCCAGCAGACCUGACCACGGUGGCUGCUAGUCAGUCCAAGUCUACACGUAAAGAUUAACAACUACUGAAAGGACGGACAAAAAAACAGACAGGUUCCUGUAAAUUGAUUCAUCCUGAGACUCUCAAAUGGCAAGUAGUGAGCACGUCAGUGCUCAGAUUCAGGCUCAAUACACACUCGCACUGAGCCAAGAUGUGGACAGUUUGCUGGGGCUCAGAGGACGUUGCCUCAUGGAGCCAUGGGUGGCACAGUAAUGCUUGGAUGCACAGUGGAGGUCUGCAUAUGGCAUCCAUCAUUGCACUUCACUCUGCAAGAAAGCUAAGGCACAUUAGUCAAGCACCCACCCUAGGAGUGGCAGAUGUGGGUGGCAGCAGCAGGAAUUGUGACAGUCAUCUUGGGAACUCAGUCACAUCACUGGAAAUUUCUCUUCCUCAGAAAGAGGCAGAGGAUCUAACCAACUUAUCGACUAAAUCUGUGGGACUCACACACGCUACCAAUAGCCCUCUGCAAUAACAAUAAUCACUAAAAGUUAUGUCACUGUGGCACAUCGAUGACUUAUUAAAGAUAAAACAUGUGAGAGAUGAAGAUCAACCAGUUUCACUGAAACCAGCAAACACAUUCCUGUUGAUUCACACAAUGAAUCAACAGGAAUGUGUUUGCUGCUUUCGUUGUGUUGAGACACACAAUGUCAUUAUAAUUGGAUUGAUUGCAAUCAGGGACCUGCAACAGAAACAUUAGAAAACGGAAUUAAAUGAUAGACUUAAAUGCCAAAAUUAAGUUUGUUUUAUCUGACAUUCCUAAAUGUGCUGGGUGCACCAACCUGGCUUUACAUGGUGUAGUCACUUAACUUGUAACCUAUACCCUGCACUGAUAAUGUAACAUCAGCAUAGGAGUAGAUGAACAUUUUUUCCAUCUGCCUCUUUCUUGCUCUCUUUCAUGGUCACUGUAUCUGAAACAUUGUUGUUUGUACACACUGAAAUAUUCUUGUUAAGGUCCAGAGACAGAACUGUCAGGUAGUUUCUUAAUAUCUUAUUAUCAAUGUGUCUUAAGGUUUUAUCUAUUUUUUAAAAAAACAUUCUACAAAAAAAAAAAAAAAAAAAAAAAAAGAUGGAAAUAGUCAACUGGUUUUCUCUCCUUUUUACUCCUACAGUAUGUUAACACCGUACACCAGAUUUCACUGUAAAUGUUGUUGAGCUGUGCAGAAUCCUACAAGGCAAAUGUUAAUGUUUUUGUUUUUGCUCUUUUUGUCAACAAAUCCCACAAAACGCUGCUGUUUUUUUUUUUUUUUUUUUUUUCAUGACUGGCUGGUUUACUUUGGGGCAUCAAAGUUUUCUGUUAUACCACAAAUCCAUCUCAAUCGGCUGAAUCAGUCAUCAUGAAGAUGGUUUAAUCAUCCAAGUUUUACAUCAAAACGUCUGAUAGCUAUGUUGGCCAAAUACAGAAGUUUUUUUUAUUUAUUUAUUUAUUUAUUCAUUUUUUUUGCAAAAUCACAGUUCCAGUUUGCAUUUCCUAAUAAUUGAAAACUCCAGCAGGUGUGUCUGCUGGUUCUGUUAUUCUGACUUUAGCUUUCUGCUUCUCUGUCAUGACUGUAGGGAUCUCGAACUCCAGCCCUUAAGGACCAAUUUACAGCAGGUUGGUACUUCCCUGCUUCAUCACACCUGAUUCAAAUUAAAUGUAAUCAAUGCAAACAAUGACUCAUUCAUUUAAGUCAUGUCUGCUGAUGCAGGAAAACAUGUAAAACCUGCAUUACAGUGGCCCUCAUAGAUCAGUUUGCGAUCCCUGUUGUAAGAGAAGGCCCUUGGUAAAAUCUUCUUAAAUCAGGUAAAGAGUAGGGACUGACCAACUGCCACCUCUGUCUUUCAGCCAACAGCUGCUCAAAAACAUCAGAUAACUGCUAGAGACAUCAGACAAUGCCUGUUUAUCAUCUAUCAUUAUCAGCUUGUAUCAAUUGCAGAUGUUUCUGAAUUACUGGAAUUACAAUUUUUUGCAGUCAUAACAAAGGAAAAAAAAACUUUGGUGGGUUUCUUGUGAUUACAAAAUAUUUAUUUGUAUUUCUCCUUGGCACUGGGCUUAUCACCAUAACAACCAAAACAAAUGGUAACUAAAGCUUUUUGAAACAUGGUUUAGAAAAUACAGAAAGAUAGAGCUGUCACCCAAAUAAAAGAAAAUUAGAACCUUGUCACGUUAUAAUUGGAUAGUUUAUUGUAAAAACGUGAAAGUUACCGUAUUAUAAUGUGAUACGUUUUGUGGUAAAUACGUGGACUAUAAAAUGUAUUUAUCUUUGUACAGGGAAACUGCAUGCUAUUGUCAUAGAAAUGUCUAAUUUACCAAAUGGGAUUAAGUUGUACUUUAAUUAAGAAAUUUGGUGAAGCUUGACACAGUGAUAUUGUUGAUUUUGCACCUUUAAGGCAGACAGGACUAUGUCUUAAUGUCAGCAACUUAAUUUUCCCAGUCCCAGUGGUGCAUAUAGCCUUUAUAAUUUUAAUUUUUAUUUUCAGAAGCCAGCAGGUGUAAUCACUGGUACAUGUUAUUAACCAAAAGAAGUACAUACGCUUUAUGGCAACUCAGGCACAUACCGACUGCACCAGGCGGGUGACGUACUGUGUUGCUCAUAACUGUCCCACAAUCCUGUGUGUACAUAUCCUUCUGUAUAUAAGUUGCAAUUCUUACAGCAAUGUUUAUUGUUUUGAUGCAAUAUGUUAUGGUGGGAAAUGUAGUUUAUCAAUGUUUUUGUAUUAGAAUAUUACAUUUUGCCUUGAGUGUAUUAUCAGGGUCAAAUGGGUUUUUUUUUUGUUUGUGGGAUUUAUUGACAUUAAGAAAGAAAAAUCAGGAAAUUGGUGGCUUUAUUUGUUAAUAAGAAAGCCUCACCAAUUACAUUGUCCCUAAACUGAAAAGCCAUUACAGCUGGGUAGGUAUAAGCAGCUAAGUUGAUCUGUCAGACAGACUCUUUAGGUUUCUCCUAAAGUGAAUGUAUAACAUUCAUCUCUCUCAGCAAACCCAGAUGACGGUGAGGCCAACUUUAAACUCUUUUAAGAGAUGUUCUCUCCUCGCUACACAAAACUAUAUGUAUACCUCUGUUUGAAGCUUUGACUGCCUUUACUGACCAGUCUGAUAAACACAGGGACUUGCUUCACCAUGCCUGAACACAAACUUUACUAUUUGUCGUCUUCUCUAUUUAUCUGCUUGUGCAAUUGACAGUGAUGACCAGCAGCUGCCAAGCUGCGUUCCCUGUUAUCAGCCACUGAUGUGGAGGGAUUUCAUGUAGUGUAAUUACAAGCCAUUUGUCAGCUCUCAUUGUUGUAUCAUUUACACUGUUGACCUAUGAAGGCAGAAUAUAAUGCAGAUACAAAGACAUCUUUCAUGUACUAUGUAGUAUACAGCAUAUUGUGAAAAGAGCUGCAGUGUGCCUGAUUUCAACAUCACCUGACCUGAAACACUGCAUUUUUGCUGUUCCUUCUCCUUGCUACCCACAUUUCCUCACUGCCAUUUCAGCUUCCUUGCAUCAGACCCUACUAGAGGUCUUUGGCUUUUACAGCAUGUUGUGAUGCCUGUCUCUCCCUCUUUUAUCAGCCUUGCGAUGCCCUUUAUGGUUGCUCCUCCUGUAUAUGAUGAAUGUCACAUCCUUUGCCCUAUUCAGUUAGUUUACCAGGGACAAGGGGGCAGAAUGCGGAUGACUAAAAACAACUAUGUUGUCUAUAUUGAGAUGCCUCUGUAACUGCUGCAACACAGCCUGCUGUUUGAAUGUAGUAGGGGUGUUGUGUACUCAGAGUGGUCACACUUGUUGAUAAGCAGCAGUUUAAUUGUUUUGAUGAUGAGCUGAUUGGUGUUCUUAGCUCUGUUCUUACCUCUGUAUAAUAUACUGAGCUAAUUGCCAGCAGUUAAACUUAUUUCUUACCUACUUAAGAAAUAGAUGAUCCUUCAGGGUUUUUUGGUGCCAGUGAUGCUGCAAAUUAUAGAAACCACUUAAGGUCAAAGCAGCUGGGAAUUGUUUCAAUUAUUUACUUGUCUACCUACACUUAGAAAAAAAGUCUUAGGUGGUCAUUAGAAAAUCAUCAUUGUCUUAUGAAGCUAAAGACCACUUAUUAAUUUUUUAUUAAAGAAAUGAUGGCUGAACUGGGUUAUUUUUACACACACACACACAAAGCCAUAGAAGGAUUUUUUUCUGUUUUCCUAUUUCUGGCUUUUCAGCUGGGUCUCAAGACAGUAUGAGAAAUACUUACUUUUGUUUUGUUUAAUGGACAUGAAUUUUCCUAAGUUUUUGUUACAUUAUAACUUUCAAACUAAUUUAUACCACAAUAAAACAAGAAAAUAAGUUCAUACCUUUGGCCUCAGGUUGAAAAGCAUGAAAAGGCUGAAUGUAAAUAGCCCUGCUAAAGCAGGCUAUGUGAAUCCAAUUAAAUAAUUACCACUUCUGAUUUAUACAUCUCAAAUCAGAUCAAAUUUUGAUUUCCUCUUGUAUCUAGCCAGCAUAAACCUCAUCUACCUUCACAAGUUAAAACUCACUUCAUGUAUUAUUUUAUUGACUGAUAGCUGGGUUGACAAACAUAGUUGAGCAUCCAGCCAGGGAGUAAGUUUACACACAAGGGACAGAGCUGUGGCUGAUAUCAGAAGGAGAUGUAACGACCUUUUUACUUAUAAGCAGGAGGGGGUGGGGAAAAAAGAAAGACCAUACACACAUUGCAUCCUGUGAAUAAUUCCUCACACCUUUCAGAAAUAAUUCUUCUCACACUAUUCAUAAAAGUCAAGUAAAGUUCAUCACGUGUUUGGGCAUGUGUGUUUCAAAAUGCAACAUCAUUUAACCAGCAGAAAAAUCGCUUGCAUUGGAAUGAGUUAGAAAAGAUGGAACGUGUAGUACUUCCAGUCUGAAGCUCAGUAUGUGGUGAGUGCUGCUGCAAGUCCUGAAGAACAAGCCUCGAUAAAAUGAACUUUUUAUGCUUUUUCUCCACAAUGUGGAAAAAUGCUGUGAAAUAUUCCAACAAUAGAUAUCCAUGCUGCAUUUUAAAAAAAUGUUUAUUGUUAUUUGAUGAUGUCAUUAAGAGUUCAUUGUUUUUUUUCUGUUCAUGUACACAAAAAGUGGAAAAUUCAUGUCCAUGUUUACAAGAGUGACUUCAAUUAUUUAACUAUUUCCUGGACUGCCGUUAGAUGGUGCUUGCCUUUCACACACACCUGUCCAUCAUCAAUGUUUAAAUGCUUUUCCCCAAAACAGCUGCUUCAUCAAUGAUGCUGCCAUGAGAAAAAUAAAAAGAUCUAUGACAAUGUGAUUCAACCAUUUAUGAUUAAAUACUUUUAUAUUA